This is a messenger RNA of Gadus morhua (Atlantic cod), 6115 nucleotides long. RefSeq names its product E3 ubiquitin-protein ligase HECW2-like. Gene Ontology annotation, molecular function: ubiquitin protein ligase activity; protein binding. The record is from RefSeq and is a predicted model, not a curated record. Gene Ontology annotation, cellular component: cytoplasm. Lineage: Eukaryota; Metazoa; Chordata; Actinopteri; Gadiformes; Gadidae. Gene Ontology annotation, biological process: ubiquitin-dependent protein catabolic process; regulation of dendrite morphogenesis; protein ubiquitination.
CCCCAUCGCACCCGCCCUCCGGUCGUCAUGGCCGCGGCGACGGCCGGCCCCGCCCAGGUGGCCGGCCCCCCGCCCGACGCGGCGACGGCCGACGGCGGCAGCGCCCGGGACCACCUGCUGGCGGUGCGCCGGCGCAACCCCCACGGCCGCCCCUUCACGCUGGGGCCCGAGAACCUGCGGAGCCUCUCGGUGCAGGGCUCCUCCUCCUCUUCCUCCGCCUCCUCCCUCCCCUCCUCCUCGUGUUCGUCGUCGUCGUCCAAUCGGGAGGAGGGGGCGGCGGGGCUCCAGCGGGCCAACAGCGACACGGACCUGGUGACGUCGGAGAGCCGCUCGUCGCUCACGGCGUCCACGUACCAGCUGACCCUGGGCCACGCCCACCUGGUCAUCUCCUGGGACAUCAAGGAGGAGGUGGACGCCACCGACUGGAUCGGCCUCUACCACAUCGAUGAGACGUGCGUGGCCAACGUGUGGGAGUCCAAGAACCGCGGCGUGAAUGGCACCCAGCGAGGGCAGAUCGUCUGGAGGCUGGAGUGUGCACCCUACUUCAUGGAAGCGGAGACCAAGGUGUGCUUCAGGUACUACCACGGGGUGAGCGGGGCCCUGAGGGCCUCCACACCCUGCAUCACCAUCAAGAACCCUGGUGUCCUGGCGGGCGCCGAGGGCCAAUCAGAAGCCCAAUCAGGGGCCGAGCAGUCCCGCAAGUUGGUCAGCUUCACCCUUUCAGACAUGCGUGCCACGGGCCUGAAGAAGGGCAUGUUCUUCAACCCGGACCCCUACCUGAAGAUGUGCAUCCAGCCGGGCAAGAGGAGCGGCCUGCCCCGGUUCAGCCACCACGGCCAGGAGAGGCGCUCCUCCAUCGCCUCCAACACCACCAACCCCCUGUGGAGGGCGGAGAAGUACACCUUCGUGGCCCUGAUGAGCGACAUGCUGGAGAUCGAGGUGAAGGACAAGUUCUCCAAGAGCCGACCAAUCAUCAAGCGUUUCCUGGGUCAGCUGACCAUCCCGGUGCAGCGAAUGCUGGAAGGGCCCGCAGCGGAGGAGCAGCCUGCCAGCUACAGCUUGUGUCGCCGUCUCCCUACGGACCACGUCAGCGGCCAGCUGGUGUUCCGGGUGGUCCUCACCACCACCGGGAACGAAGAAUCCUCCCCGCGCGCAAUUUCCGCCAUCUUGGGGGCGUCGCCCAACGGCGAGCCGGGCAGCCCCUCGGACGACGAAGACCUCCCGCAGGCCUCGGCCUCCUCCUCCGUCUCCUCCUCCUCCCGGGGCCCGGCGCGGGGGCCCUCGCCGACGGGCUCCGAGGACGACGAGGUGCUGGUCAACGGCGCCCGUUGCUACGGCGACGACAGCGUGUGGCUCGUGGACGCCUGCGGUUUGCCGGCGGGCGGCGAGGAGCCCGGGAUCCUGACCCUGGGCGGCCACACCCACCGGCAGGUGUCGCUCAACGACUACCUGGACGCCAUCGAGGCCCCCGGGGGCCCCUCGGAGCGGCCCGUGGCGGCGGCGGCGGCGGCGGCGGUGCCCAAGCUGCGCUCCAGCUUCCCCACGGACACGCGGCUCAAUGCCAUGCUGCACAUCGACUCGGACGAAGAUGACGACCCCUCGCCGCCCGACGGCAAACCGCAGCAAACGCCGACCCCCAGAGCGGCCCCGGCCGGCCUGGAACGAGAGGCGCAGGCGGGGAGCGAGAGGGCCCCAGAGGGCCCGGGUCAGGGGUCCACGCAGGCCGCCGCCCCCUCGAGCGGCACUGCAGACCGGAGCGUGGCGGUGUCAGCGAGGGGUGGCGAAACCUCCGGUGCUAGAGCCAAAUCGGGCCCCCCGGCCCGGGCCGGGGUCGCCGCGGGGGGAGGGGAACAGGGUAGUGUGGGGGCGGGGCUUAGGACAGCAUCGGACACGAGGGUCGCCGUGCGUAUGGUGACCCCCGCCGAGCCUUCCCCCGCCGAGGCACGCGUCCCCGCCGCCGUUACCGCGGCGACGCCCUUCUCGUCGUCCCGUACGCCGGCAGCGGAGGUGGGGGUGGUUGUUCCUCCUCCUCCUACGGAGGGACAGGGGCCGCCGUCGGAGCCCGGCCCCGGGGAGUGCGAGUGUGAGUGCCAGCACCAGAACAGGAGCGCCGCCAGCCUGGGGAUCCCGGGCCGCUCGGUGCUCACGGGCCUCCAGCUGUCGCCCAUUCAGGAGGUGGACACCAGACAGGAAGUGGCUCCCAAAGCGGAGGAGGAGAGGGUGGAGUCAUCGAGCAGUGAGGGCUUGGCCGCCAUGGCCGCCCCCACCAAUAACGGAUCAGCAGAACAAGGGGGCGGGGCUUGUGGAUCUAACGUAAUUGAAAUGGGAGCCAGAGGCGGACGAGGAGGAGGAGCUGAAGAGAGCAGCGAGCGGAGGCUGGAGGAGGGGGAGGAGAACGGGGAGGUCUGGAGGAGGAGGCUCACCACGGAGGCCUCCGGGGGCGGGGCCCAGAACCAGGAAGUGGGCGGGGCCACGGCGGUGACCCUGCAGGACGGGCCGGGCGAGGAGAGGGAUGCAGGCGCUACAGCUCAGCUCAACGGCCACCUGUCUGUUCCUCGCUCCCUGCCGUCCCUGCGUCACGACAUCAGCCGCUACCAGCGCGUGGACGAGCCCCUCCCACCCAACUGGGAGGCCCGCAUCGACAGCCAUGGCCGGGUGUUCUACGUGGACCACGUGAACCGGACCACCACCUGGCAGCGGCCUACCGCCCCCCCCGCCACACAGACCCUGCAGAGGUCCAACUCCAUCCAGCAGAUGGAGCAACUCAACCGCCGGUAUCAGAGCAUCCGCAGGACGAUAACCAAUGACGGCAGGCCAGACAAUCAGCCGGCCAAUGAGCUUCCAGCCGAUCAGACGGACGCACACCCUCCUAUCCCAGAAGCGCGUCGGGACGCGGCGGUCUCCCAGACCAGUCCCCGGUCUCGCCUCAGCCUGCUGCUCCAGUCUCCCAGCGCCAAGUUCCUCACCAGCCCCGACUUCUUCACCGUGCUGCACGCCAACCCUGGUGCGUACGGCCUGUUCACCUCCAACACGUGUCUGAAGCACAUGGUGAGCAAAGUGCGGCGCGACGCGCACCACUUUGAGCGCUACCAGCACAACCGCGACCUGGUGGCCUUCCUCAACCUGUUCGCCAACAAGACGCUGGAGCUGCCCCGUGGCUGGGAGAUGAAGCAGGACCACACCUCCAAGCCUUUCUUCGUGGACCACAACUGCCGGGCGACCACUUUCAUAGACCCCCGGCUGCCCCUCCAGAGCCCCCGGCCCUCCAGCCUGCUGGCCCACCGCCAGUACCUGACCCGCCAGCGCAGCCACAGCGCUGGGGAGGUCAGCCCCCACCGGCUGGCUUCAGAGGAGCAGCGUCAUGGCGGGGCCCCUCCCGUCCUCCCCCGGCCCUCCAGCACCUUCAGCUCCAACAGCAGGGGCCAGAGCCAGGAGGUGGUACCGGUCGCGUACAACGAGAAGAUCGUGGCGUUCCUACGGCAACCCAACAUCUACGACAUCCUCCAGGAGAGACAGCCGGAGUUUGGCCGCAACCACGCCCUCAGGGAGAAGGUGCAGCUGAUCCGUGCUGAUGGCGCGCCGGGAUUGGCCAGGCUCUCGGGCGAUGCCGACCUCGUCAUCCUGCUGAGUUUGUUUGAAGAGGAAGUGAUGUCGUACAUCCCUCCGCACGCCCUGCUGCACCCCAGCUACUGCCAGUCACCGCGGGGGUCUCCCGUGUCCUCCCCUCAGAACUCCCCCGGAACCCAGAGGGCCAACGCGAGGGCCCCGGCCCCCUACAAGAGAGACUUUGAGGCCAAGCUGAGGAACUUCUUCAGGAAGCUGGAGACCAAGGGCUACGGCCAGGGGCCUGGGAAACUCAAGCUGAUCAUCCGGCGAGACCACCUCCUGGAAGACGCCUUCAACCAGAUCAUGUGUUACUCCCGCAAGGACCUGCAGCGCAGCAAGCUCUACGUCAGCUUCGUUGGAGAGGAGGGGCUUGACUACAGCGGCCCUUCCAGAGAGUUCUUCUUCCUGGUUUCCAGAGAGCUCUUCAACCCUUAUUAUGGGCUGUUUGAGUACUCGGCCAACGACACCUACACCGUGCAGAUCAGCCCAAUGUCGGCCUUCGUGGACAACCACCACGAGUGGUUCCGGUUCAGCGGUCGGAUCCUGGGUCUGGCUCUGAUCCACCAGUACCUGCUGGACGCCUUCUUCACCAGGCCCUUCUACAAAGGACUGCUGCGCAUCCCGUGCGAGCUGAGCGACCUGGAGUUCCUGGACGAGGAGUUCCACCAGUCUCUGCAGUGGAUGAAGGACAACGACAUCGAGGACAUGCUGGACCUCACCUUCACCGUCAACGAGGAGGUCUUCGGGCAGAUCACGGAGCGGGAGCUGAAGGUGGGCGGGGCCAACAUCGCCGUGACGGAGAAGAACAAGAAGGAGUACAUCGAGCGGACGGUGAAGUGGAGGAUCGAGAGGGGCGUGGUCCAGCAGACGGAGAGUCUGGUCCGCGGCUUCUACGAGGUGGUGGAUGCGCGGCUGGUGUCCGUGUUCGAUGCCCGCGAGCUGGAGCUGGUGAUCGCAGGGACGGCGGAGAUCGACCUGUCGGACUGGAGGAACAACACGGAGUACAGAGGAGGUUACCACGACAACCACAUCGUGAUCCGCUGGUUCUGGGCGGCGGUUGAGAGGUUCAACAACGAGCAGCGACUGAGGCUGCUGCAGUUUGUGACGGGUACGUCCAGUAUCCCGUACGAGGGCUUUGCGUCUCUGCGCGGCAGCAACGGACCGCGCAGGUUCUGUGUGGAGAAGUGGGGGAAGGUCACCUCCCUGCCCAGGGCUCAUACUUGCUUCAACAGACUGGACCUGCCUCCAUACCCGUCUUUCUCCAUGUUGUACGAGAAGAUGCUCACAGCUGUGGAGGAGACCAGCACCUUUGGACUCGAGUAGGGCCAGCCGUGCUAUCUCUAACCGCGUUUUCGUGCGGAUCAAAAAAGAGGAGUACCGGUCCCAGCCACCAGAUGGCGCCAGAAUACAGGAGUCGUGGAUGGGUUUGAUAUGAGGGAAAUUCCACAUUCAAAUGGCCCAUUAUUUUUCACGUGACCUUUUGAACCAGGAAGUACAGACGGAAUAAGGAUGUGAGCCUAUCACUGACCUUUAUUUUUAAGGCUUAUUGGUCCGAAGUGACAGACCCUGCCACUUUACCGCAUUGCAGAUGCAUGUGUGCGUGUACGUGAUGAAACCCUCCUUCUCGAUAUUUAUUGCUGAGCGAUGAAGACAUAGAAGCUUUUGGUUUUCAACCAUGGACUCAAUCAUGACAUAGGAUUAGGAGAUACUUUUUACAGUUCCUGCAAUGCUAGGAAGGGAGAGAACACUGCUUUUAAGUCUCCCGAAGGCUAUCAAAGAGAUGAACAGACCUCACCUUCACCUUAAAACACAAUGACAAUGUCCUGUUUUUCUUUUUUCUUUUAUUACUUUAUUUGAGUUUUUUUGUUCAAAAAAAGUUUACCAUAGCGAAAGGAGUAGGUGAAUUCACCGAAGAUCCCACACGAUGAAGCUGCAAUUCACAUUCAGGAACUUUCUCAGGCCUAAUGUUGCUACUUUCGCCUCAAAACAGCCUAUUCGGGGACUAUUUGAAGGUCAGUCGUUUUGGCCCUCCUAUGUGGUCCAGCAGGGUAAAUGUACCCAUAUGGAUCCACAGUAGCACUUCUCAAAAGUCAAUCCUUCAGACCAUCAGAAUGAAGACUGAAAUGGGGGUAUUUGGGGCGUAUAGACAAAAAGCUUUAGUGUUGUAAUAACAGUAUUUUCAGCUUUUUACAAAUAGUGGAUUUUCUAUUAAUCCUGGUGGUGAUAUGUUGUAUAACGAAUGUAACUGACUUUGAUGACGUAAACUAUGAGUGGUGUGCGUUUUCCCUUUUCAUGAUCUGAACCGGACUAAUUGUUAAUUAAAAUCCUCCGUUGCUAGGUUGUUUCCCACUUUUCGUACAAGUCAAUUUUUGUACAAAUCGUACUAAAUAGAGUCUUUAUUAAUUUGACCGCAAAGUAAAGUAGUUAUUUUCUCAGGCUGCACGCAAAAUGCUUAUUCUCAGCCUGGUCUUUUAUAUAUGUUAAAUAUAUAUAUAUAUAUGUUAAAUAU